AUGUGGCCUGUUUCUCGAGAGUGUCAGGAAGUUAAAGGGCCGAAACACUCGUUGACGGAAAUUCUUCCUCUGAAGACUCUCGCUGAACGCUCGUUAUAUCAAACGUAUAUCAUAUGGAAGUUGGCCAAACUGGUCGACUUGAACCUCAGGAACAAGAUGAACUGGAAUGCCCUCAUGAUAUGUGCUGCAAUGGGUCAUGUCCGCUCGGCAGCCCUGCUUGUUGACUUAGGAGCUAAAAUAGAUCAGAGAGAUUUCAACUCUAAAACUGCUCUUCAUCUGGCCAUAGACAACCAGCAUAUAAAAGUGGUCGAGUACCUCCUCGAAGUAGGUGCCAACUUCUGUCCUGUCAUCCUUCGAUCUGUGGCUUGGGACAGGAUGGAAGACAUGGAAACUAAAAAAACUAUGCUGCUAAAUGACACUAUUAAUAAGCACGUCGUUUGUAUUUCCAAAGCUUUCGACUCUAUAGUCCACAAAUGGUGCUGCCUAACAAGCAGUCAGCGUUAUUCUCCAAUAACUCCUGUUCAUUUUAUGAGUCCCCAGUCAUCACCGAACAUUGCUUUCAUCAUUAAUGGGAAGCCCAGCUCCAGUGCAAGCAGUAGUAAAGUUCUACCAAGUGCUUUAACUUCUGCUGCUGCUGUCAGUGGCGCAGGCAAUGCCUCAACAUCAUCAUCGCGAUUGGUCAAUCAGAAGUUGUUGUUCUGCCUGGUUGGCCUCGUUAAUUAUGCAGACUUCAAGCCGAACCUACUCAUGGCAGGGGAGAGUUUGAUCAGGACUGUCAUAUGUCAGAAUCAAGUUCCUAGGUCUUAUAAUGACAGCAUCUUUCUACUGGAGAACUUGGAACCAGGGCCUAACGAGUUGAGAUGUUUGGUGUACAAACCAACGGACCCAAGAAGGCAAACAUCUGCUGUUACUACUGUCGUUGUUGGUCAUCCAUCUAAGCAUGAAUUCGGAAAAUAA
Molecule: messenger RNA, 957 nt
Organism: Helobdella robusta
Lineage: Eukaryota; Metazoa; Annelida; Clitellata; Rhynchobdellida; Glossiphoniidae
Exons: 8
Coding region: 1-957 (318 amino acids)
Cellular component (GO): cytoplasm
Molecular function (GO): protein binding
Source: RefSeq, a predicted model, not a curated record